Molecule: messenger RNA, 1908 nt
Organism: Daldinia childiae
Lineage: Eukaryota; Fungi; Ascomycota; Sordariomycetes; Xylariales; Hypoxylaceae
Product: putative f-box domain-containing protein
Exons: 4
Coding region: 1-1908 (635 amino acids)
Molecular function (GO): DNA binding; protein binding
Source: RefSeq, a predicted model, not a curated record
AUGGCGUCUAUUAAUUCUUUACCGGACGAAAUCGUCCACCAUAUUUUACUUUACGUACCUCCGGAAGAGACUUUAUCUAACAUCGCACACUUAUCAAAGCGUUUCAACCGAGUCGCGCAUGAACCUCUUCUUUGGAGAUGCUAUUGCGAGCAUAAUUUCAAAUACUGGGAAGCCAGUCAUCACUUUAAAGAGAGGUUGAAAGGCUACUUACACGAUACUGACUGGCGCCGACUAUUCCUGUUGAGACUUGGACGUAAUGCCUAUAUCGCACGCCUCCUUGAUGGGAUUGUCGCAUCUCGCGUCUCCCGACUGCAGAAGAUGGAACAGAUCUGUCUAUACGGUUACGAUGCAAAAGAUUAUCUUUUAAGUCAGUGCCAAGCUCCAGAUUCGGUUGAAGAUGUUUUGGCGCGAAGAUAUUAUUCGUGCUCUGUUCUGGAUAGCAUACAUCGGAGCCUUGCGAUAGAAGAAUGGGCUAAGUAUCAAAAGUUUGCAGCACGUCGCAUUGACGAAGAUACUCCGUAUAGCGAAAGAUUAAACUGCGGCAUGCGCCUCGAGCGCGCUCUUGGCGCCUUUGAUAUGUUCAUGCUUCACGAUAAUGAGGGUGAUUUGGAUGAGAUUACCGAAUUGCUAGAUGAUAUUGCAGACCGGUUUCGAAGUGCACACCCUUACUUUGACGAGUUGACCACCCGUCAAAAGGCUAUCGCUUUGACUCGAUGGUUGCGCUCGAACAAUAUGACGGGCUUGAACGAUCCCACAGAGCAAACGUAUCGUUAUCUCCGUAACUGCUUAAUCGGCAGGGCUCUUCGAGAUGAGCACCACCCAUCAUUGCCAAUCAUCUCUGCUGCCAUCUACUCCGCUUUAGCAUCACGACUCGGAUUAGAGGCGUAUCCCUGUGCUUUGCCUAGUCACGUCCAUGCUACAGUUUUGUCACGACCGGGCAUGACACUAGAUGAUCAACCCCUCGUCGAAGAGCUGUCCCAAGUUCAAGAUAACAUGUUCCUAGAUCCUUAUACUGUAGAAGAUGAAGUGCCUAUGGAUCGAAUAAUCGACUUCCUAUAUAGGCUCGGCAUCCAUACAGGCCAUGAUAAUUUACUAAACCCUACGGCCACGGACCUCAUCGUGAUGCGCACGGCGCAAAACAUACGGGCGUCAUUCACUAGUUUUCGAACCCACGAGAGACCUUUCGCCCAGAUCAUCCCCAUGAUUGAACUUAACCGCGGCGACUGGGCCCGUAAUCUGCAGCCGGCCUUGUACAGCAUGAUUUGGGCGAGCAUCAUGAUGGUCCCCGUGCUGCCGGAGAGCGACGAGAUCCGUUGGGACUGGCAACAAGACGUGCGCGACCUGCUCUCGGCCUUCUACGAACAUUUCCCCGAGGAUGCGUGGCUCGUGGAGAAGUACGUGUGUCCCAUGUACGACACCUUUGCGGCUCCGUCGCGUCGCCGGAACAACUGGGAUCUUCCCUCUAAGAGCGUCCGGGAUCAGAUUAAGAGUAUGAGACGCGUGGAUGCAGCAGUGAUGCCCGCCCGACGGCGCAGCGAACUCGCCAAGGGUGUGGAGGUCAAGUAUCGCGUCGGCCAGGUGUUUAAGCAUAAGCGCUACGAGUAUCACGGCUUGAUCCUGGGCUGGACCCUCGAGGGUUCUUCUCUCGACGAUCCCUUGUCCCCAACCCAGAGGCCAUGGUGUUAUUACACCCAGCCGUAUUACCGGUGCAUGUCUGGCACCGAUGGGUUAGACCAACACCUCAUCGCAGAAGACAACAUUGAGAUAGUCGAUUUCCGUGGCGGCCCUGAGAUGCUGCCGCCGGAGAUCAAAGAUUUGAUGCCCAUGGCAGGCAAAUUCUUCAAGCGCUGGGAUGGCGAGCGGGGCGUCUUCGUCAGCAACAUGAAGGAGAUGUACCCCGAAGACUAA